AUGGCAACUGAACUUGAUCAAGGAUUGUUGAUUGCCUACGCCGCCAUCUGGACGAUGGCCAUCGUUCCAAUCUAUAUUGGAUCAUACAUGUCUUUGAAGGAAACAUCAGCAGAGUCAAUGACCAAGAGCGAUGCAUGGGCAUUCCCAUUGUUUGGAAGUGUCUUUUUGUUUGGAUUGUACUUGUUGUUCAAGUUCUUUGACAAGAAUGUGAUCAAUAUGUUGCUCUCAUACUACUUCUUGGUGUUUGGAGUGUUUGCCUUGACCCAGCUGAUGAGCAAGCUGUUGAGGUACUUGAACGGAGUGAAGAACAAGCGCCCACUGGUUGCCUUCACCAUCCCAUCGAUUCGCUUCAUCACCGACAAGGUCGACGUGAAGAUCGACAUUUACGACAUUGUCACCUUUGCCCUGUCGGCCUCGUUCUCUGUGUGGUACAUCACCACCAAGCACUGGAUCGCCAACAACAUCUUUGGCAUCACAUUCUCCAUCCAGGGUAUCUCGCUGAUUGGCCUGCACGACUACAGCGUCGGCGUCAUCCUGCUCAGCGGUCUGUUCCUGUACGACAUCUUCUGGGUGUUUGGCACUGACGUCAUGGUCACCGUCGCCAAGAGCUUUGACGCUCCAAUCAAGCUGCUGUUCCCCAAGAACAUCUUUGCCGCCGAGUACCAAUUCUCCAUGUUGGGUCUGGGCGACAUUGUCUUGCCAGGCAUCUUCAUUGCCCUCCUCCUCAAGUUUGACAGACACAUCUCUGGCAAGAGCAAGAAGAUGUCCACCACCUACUUUGUCAGCAAUCUUAUCGCCUAUGCACUUGGUCUUGCAACUACCAUCAUUGUCAUGCACACCUUCCAGGCUGCUCAACCUGCUCUGUUAUACCUUGUACCAUUUUGCAUUGGAGGAUCAUUGUUGACUGCUGCCUUCAAGGGACAGGUCUCACAAUUGAUCAACUUCUCUGCCGAAAAGAAUGUCGACACCAAAUCUGUCACCGCCAAGACCAAAUAA
Acytostelium subglobosum LB1 is the source of this 996-nucleotide messenger RNA. RefSeq lists its product as hypothetical. Gene Ontology annotation, molecular function: aspartic endopeptidase activity, intramembrane cleaving. The record is from RefSeq and is a predicted model, not a curated record. The coding region runs from base 1 to 996 and encodes 331 amino acids. Lineage: Eukaryota; Evosea; Eumycetozoa; Acytosteliales; Acytosteliaceae. Gene Ontology annotation, cellular component: lumenal side of endoplasmic reticulum membrane; cytoplasmic side of endoplasmic reticulum membrane; membrane. Gene Ontology annotation, biological process: membrane protein proteolysis. The transcript has 3 exons.